AUGCUGCGAUUGCGAAAUUCAGAGGUGCCAACACACUCUGCAUCACGGUCAACAGGUUUGGAUUCCAAGUAUAGACACUUGGCUUGGAUGUUCGUUGGUGUUGCACCAGCAUGCGCACGGCAGACUAAGCCCAAAGGGGACUCGGUGACGCACUAA
Molecule: messenger RNA, 156 nt
Organism: Bipolaris zeicola 26-R-13
Lineage: Eukaryota; Fungi; Ascomycota; Dothideomycetes; Pleosporales; Pleosporaceae
Exons: 1
Coding region: 1-156 (51 amino acids)
Source: RefSeq, a predicted model, not a curated record